UCGGUUUGGUGUCGAUGGCCGGUCUUGAGUAUCGCCAGAUGAAUACGUACCUACGUUUAGAUACCGCCAACCGCCGUUCCGUGUAGGUACGGUAGAGGUUCGUACGGCUCGGCUCCGGCACCAGUCACAUAUGAUGCAUCACCGGUCUCUCCGUCCGUCCGUCCGUCCGUCCGGGUCGGCUAUUACUUACCAUGGCAGUUUCCUGCCGAAACCUUCCAUGAGCCGUGAGUCAACCAGUGAGACUGCCCUCAAGAGAUUAUUUAUCGCAUUACUCAAUUCACGAGCUUAUGAUUGUCAAAGUUACGAAACAUUCAAUGCUUGAACGAAACCCCCCUUGCUGGCGAAGAGUGGCCCUCGCCAAUGCCACGUCGACUGCACAUCGCGUUCCAUCGCUUCCCUUGUUAAGCUGCUAGACCUGCGCAAGCUUCGUACACUAACAACUUGACGCACGCAGGACAGGUAGUAAUCAACUGCAGGGACAUGGAGCAUGCAUCCGGAUUUCCCUCCGCUUUUGGGAUUUGUCACUUUGGCUACCAUGGAUUUCCUCUUUGUCCCAUUCACAUGCAGGGCUUACUGCUGAUUUUUCUGUUUACAUUACAAGAGUGAGUCGGUCAAGCUUGCAGGUUUGUAUGAGAGAUACAAACAUGCUAGUAGGUAGGAACCGCCUGAAGAACACCAGGGGGGGUUUGUUUACAAAACCUCCUCCCCAAAUCCCCCCUCCCCCACCCAAGCUUCACUGGGGACGAUCAGAUUGUGAUGAUCCUUUGAGUACCUCACUGUUACUGGGUCACCAAAUUUGUGCUGGAGACAGAGAACAUGACUGUAAGUGGAAAUAUCAUGAAACUGUGCGGUACCUAGGUAUCUUUCCAGUUCGUUUUAGCAUUUUAUUCCCCUUCUUACGACGUUGUUUUCUGCAUCCUGGAGGUGAAAUCAACAGCUAUUACUAUAUUACUGAUCCGAACCGUCAUAUCCACUUGAGUUCGGAACCGACGAUAAAGUUGAUGGAGUUUCUAUCAACCUCCUUUAUGCGAUGGACCUUAACAUCAGCUCGUCCCAAUGUUACCUACAAAAUCUCAGAAAUUUCGAAAGAUACCUAUGGACAGCAUGACCAAUUUGAACUGAUGCUGGCCAUUCCCAUCUCACGCCUCACAACUACCUACCUCCGUCCCUCGGACUUUCCAGUAACCUCCACACACAUCGGUCCGGCGUGGUGUAGUUAAUUGCUUGUUACUUCCAUCGGUAGGGCUGUUGAGUCACGGGUAGGUAGGUAUAGACGCCGUGACCCCAACUCAAACUAGAUCAGAUCAAAUCACACCUUUAUAACCCCGUCAAUAGAAGUAGAUCGGAAUCCUAUUCCGAUUAUAUGUACCUCUAAGCACUU
Molecule: messenger RNA, 1381 nt
Organism: Neurospora crassa OR74A
Lineage: Eukaryota; Fungi; Ascomycota; Sordariomycetes; Sordariales; Sordariaceae
Exons: 1
Coding region: 630-1220 (196 amino acids)
Source: RefSeq, a predicted model, not a curated record